This is a messenger RNA of Panthera uncia (snow leopard), 15239 nucleotides long. It is a transcript of the gene SUN1, whose product is annotated as Sad1 and UNC84 domain containing 1. Bases 12150 to 14867 code for a protein of 905 amino acids. Lineage: Eukaryota; Metazoa; Chordata; Mammalia; Carnivora; Felidae. Gene Ontology annotation, molecular function: protein-membrane adaptor activity. The record is from RefSeq and is a predicted model, not a curated record. Gene Ontology annotation, cellular component: meiotic nuclear membrane microtubule tethering complex; nuclear envelope. Gene Ontology annotation, biological process: nuclear envelope organization. The transcript has 23 exons.
GGGUCACAUGGUGGUUCUAUCUAACGUGUAGAGGAACCACCAAACCGUUUUCCACAGUUGCUGCACCGUUUUACAUUCCCACCAACUCUGUGUAAGGGUUCCGGUCUCUCCAUAUCCUCUCCUGACUUGUAAUCUUCUGUUUUUGCUUUGUUCUGUUUGUAAUGGUCUUCCCAGUGGAUGUGAAGUGGGGUCUCGGUUUGAUUUGCAUUUACCUAAUGACUGGUGAGCAUCUUUUCACGUGCUGGUUGGCCAUUUGUGUAUCUUCUUUGGAGAAAUGUGUGUUCGGUUUCUUUGCCGAUUCUUUAUCUUUUCUGGACGAAGUCCAGUUCAUCCAUUGUUUUCAUUGUUUUUUUUGUUGUUGUUGCUUAUGUGUUUGGUGUCAUAUCUAAGAAACCAUUUCAAAUCCACGAUCGUGAAGAUUUACCCCUAUUUUUCACUUAAGAGUCUUAAAGUUUAAGGCAUCUAUGCCUUCCAUCGGUUUUGAGUAAAUUUUUGUAUGUGCUGUGAGGUGGGGGUCCAGCUUCAUUCUUUGGCAUGUGGAUGUCCAUUUGUCUUAGCAUCACCGUUGAAAACUUUGUUCUUUGAUUUGGUGUCCUUGUAGAAAAUCAGUUGACCAUAAAUGUAUGGAUGUAUUUUCUGGACUCUCAAUUCUGUGCUGUUAGUCUACAUAUCUAUCCUUAUGCAAGGAACAACACUGUUUUGUAGUGCAUUUUGAAAUCGGGAAGUGGGAGUCCUUCAACUUGGUUAUUCAUUUUCAAGAUUGUUUUUGGCUGUUUGGGGGUCCGUUGCAGUUCCAUAUGAAGUUAAAGAUUAAUUUUACCGUAUUUGCAAAACAAGACCGUUGGGGCUUUGAUAGAGAUUGCAUUGAAUCUGUAGAUCUCUUAGGAGUGUGUUUCUGUGUUUCAAAAUACUAACUCUUCAGUCUACGAACGAGGAAUGUCUUUCCAUGUAUUUUUCUUCCAUUCAGCAGUGUUUUGUAAUUUACAGCGUACCAGUCUUGUACUUUUUUGGUCAAAUUUAUUUCUAAAUGUGUUGUUCUUUUUGAUGCUGUUGUGAGAGGAAUAUUUUUCUUAAUUUCAUUUCCAGAUCGCUCAUUGUUAGUUUGUAGAAAUGCAACUGGUUUUUGUGUGUUGAUUGUGUAUCCUGCAACCUUGCUGAAUUUGUUAGUUUUUAUAGUUUUUUGUAAGUUUUUCAGGAGUUUCCAUACAUGAGACCAUGUCAUCUGUGAAUGGAGAUAGCUUUGCUUCUUCCUUUUCAAUUUGAUGCCUUUUGUUUCUUGUUCUUGCCCGACUGCUCUGGCUGGAGCUCCAGUACAAUGUUGAAUAGCAGUGGUGGAAGCGGGCAUCCUUGUCUUGUUGAUCUUAGGGGAGAACUUUCAGUCUUUGACCAUAGAGUAUAACGUUAGCGGUGGGUUUAAGUAAACGCAUUUUAUCAGGUUGGGGAAAUUCCCUUCCGUUCCUAGUUUGUUGAACAUUUUUAUCAUGAAAGAGUGUUGCAUUUUAAUAAGUGCUUUUCCUGCAUGAUCACGUGGUUUUGUCUGACUGCUUCUUAAACAGACUUUCAGCGUUUGAUUCUUCCUGUAUUUUUGGUUCUUUUCUACACACUCACUUGUAGAUGUACGCAGGUGUCGCUGUCUUAACCAUUUGGGGGUUCCAUGAUGACAGUCGCGUUAUUUCUCCAUGUUCCUCAUUGUAAGCUUAUGAUUCAGCUUUUUAUGGCAUAGGUGUGUUUUCAUUUAUCCCUUUGCUUUCUAGUUUCCAGGUUCUUGCUACUUAUUGUGUUCUCCUCCUUUGUUUUGCUCUGUGGAUGUAUCCCUUUAGGAAAAUGCCUUUUUAGGAGGGGUGUGCCAUCUUUGUUCAGUGCAUCAUCUAAAACAUUUUUUAAUUUUAUAUUUUGGGGAGAGAGAGUGCGUGUGUGCAAGCUGGGGAGAGGGGCAGAAGGAGAGAGAGAAAAAGAGAGGGAGAGAGAAUCCCAAGCAGACUCCCCACUCCCAACGUGGGGCUCAAGCCCACAACCCUGGGAUCAUGACCUGAGCCGAAAUCAAGAGUCAGACAUUCAAGCAACCCAGCCACCCAGGUGCCCCCCCCCCCCCAAGUGCACCAUUUUAAACUGGAAAUUCUUGGGUGACCUAUUUUCAGAGAAAGCUGGCAUUUGAUGGAGUGUCUGCUCAUAACCAUUGUUUUCUGGUCUGAAUUUAUGAUGGUCAGAUGGUCUCCAGAUUCUGAAAAUAGAGCCAGUUUGAAUUUGCUAACAGUAUAAAUGCCAGACGACAUUUUUGAGAGAAGUGACAGGGGAUGAAAGUUGCAUCUUUCAGCUUUGCAGCUCCUGUCCUCACCUAAAUACUUCAGGGUGAGGCAAGAGCCCAGGGAAUUGCAGUGACCAUGAGGCCCACUGCUGGUUCAGGUGCGGCGGUCUUGAGGACACCACAGGAGGGAGCGCCCACAUCUGGGUUCACAGGGCGGGCGGGAACAAGACACUGAUGGUGUCCCAGCAGGAGUGACCUGGGACCUGAGGUGCUGCUGCACCUCUCAGUGGAAUGGCUGUGCCCAUUCUCUGUCUUCCUCCCCUCGGAACUCAUUGCUGUUAGGGCUGCUCGCCCCUCUGGAUUUCUUGUGGAGGAGGAGUAUGGACCUGCUGAUGCGCGUGUGAAACCGGUUCACUUCCGCUGGACCCAAAUGAACAGGGUUGGCAGAGGGGAACUUCUGCUGCUUAUGACGCGCUGUUUGUCAUAAUCGUAUGUUGUAGUCGGUUCUACUUCAUUAAGUAACUUGCGUGAUUAUUAGGCGGUCUUGCGGUUUGAAUCGCAUCUGUAAUUAACCAUGCUUGUUAUUUGGGCGCGUCGUCUUUGGUUGAGUCACACGGGCACUCAGUGAUUGCUCACUGGUUGCAAAUUUUCGUUGAAGAGGUAACUAUGUGACAGAUGCUUUCUGAUGUUUGUGCAGGAUGAAAGCGCGGGUCCCAGAUGUAAGGAGUGGGGAGAACACUCAUAUAGACCAGCGAUUCCCAGCAGGGGGGAGAAGCCUCUCUGGGCACUUGAGUAGCUUCAAAACAAAGCGGUGCUUUGCCUGGGUGCUUUUUUAGUCCUUGUCUUUAUUUUGUUUGAUCUUCAAUUAAUGUUAUUAGAAGAUAUGAGCUAUAUCUAGAGUAUGGAAAACAGAUCCGUUGGAUGGUUUCUUCACUUGUUGCUUAUGCUGCAAACCUUUUCAUUACCAGAAGGCCCUCAUUUUUAGCCUGGUACUUGGCGGAUGGGAGGACAGAGCAUAAAAAGGGUCAUUGAGAACUGUGUGCAUUAAGUGUUUACGUUCAUGGCACAACUAAAAUCCUGUAAUUGCCGUUGCCAAUUACAGUUGGAAAUAAAACAAAGCUGAUACAGCUGUUUUGAUCAGAUGAGGAAACAGGAAGAGUGUUUUGAAUGCAUUGGGAAGAAUGAGGUCCCCAGGUAUGCAUGACCCUCCCUGUCCAUGCACGUGUGUAGCUCUCGACCGUGGUUUUGCCAAGCACACUGAUGAGCAGUGGAGACCACUGAGGGACUCGAGGAUUUUCAGUCUAAAGGCACGCAGCAGUGAGUGCCCCACGGUGCAGACACCUAAGAAGGGUUCAUUGGCUCAGAGAGCUCAGGGUUGAGGUGGAGGGAAAGACCCAUUAAUAGGUAGCUAUUACAGUUUCUGUCAAGUGAGGGCUGCUGGGGAGCACUAAAGCUAGCAUCUAACUUGGACAUGGGGGUUGGGAGCUCCAGGAGAGCUUUCUGGAGGCGGUGUCUCAGCUCUGAACUCCAAGGAUGAGUAGAAGGUAGCCAGGAGCAUUUGGGGUAGAAAGAGCCCAAGGGAAUGAGGACGGGGAAUCAGGAGGACAUCCCGGACGAGGGAAGAGUGUAGGAACAGUGUGGGAUAAGGAGAGGAGGGUUGUCUUGAGUCCAGGCUUUCAGUGAGGCUGCCCUGUGGAUUGCUGGCAGAUGGAGAGGGGAAGUGGGGCGUCUGGGUGGAGGCUUCUGUGCAUUCAGUCUCUUACGUCUUAUGUCUGGGUGCUGGGGAGCCAUGGUGGCAUGUGAAGGCGGUGAGGUGGUUGAUCUUUUUGUAGACAGACCAUUCUGGCAGUAUUCUGGCUUGAGGGGGCGGGUCUAGAGGGCGGAACUAGUCAGCAGUGCUUGCCGGAAGCCAGCAGGAGAUGGCAAGCAGGGGGAGCAGGACUGAAGAGGGGGUGGGCCACUGGAAGGAGAGAAGCAGGCCGGUGGGUGAUCUGGACAGCCUGGAUUUACUUAUUGCAGACCAUCCUGAUGGAAAUGCUCAACACAAAGUAAAGUUGGAUGCUUGCCCGACUUAGAUACAAAGGAAUUACGGGUUAGGUAAAUCAAGUCAGAGUAAUAGAAUCCGUAACAGACUCUUCGUGUGUUCUUGGGUUGGGGGAGGCCUUUCUGAGUCCGAUGGACAUGAGAGUCAGGGAAGGACUGACAGCACAGCCCAGGUCACCGUAGGCCAGUUCGUUGGCAAAUGGGGAUGUCCCAGGCCUGUGUGACGCGUAUGGUUGACAUCCUAUAAAACAGUAAGAAAAAGGCAGACCUCCCAGUUGGGUCUUCCUCCCGUGUCACAGUGACCGCACGCGGUCCGAGCUCCCAGUGGCGGCGCCAUCGGGCGCGGUGGAGCCUGGGAAACGACGCCCAGUUGCUGCUGUGGAAGUGACGCCUCGGGCAGGCCUGCUAACUGUGUUGGUUGUAAGGGGGUGUGGUGACUUCCGGGUGUGAAGCAACACAGUAAAGCUAUGUUGUCGGUGCCCUGGGGUCUCAGAUGAAGGACUGUCUGUGUGAGAGGAAGCGGGCUUGUUAUUUAAAAAGAGCCCUUAUCAUCAAGAGCCCUUAUCUUCGGGAGAUGUGAGGGGUGCAGAGAAGCAAUCACCUUCUCUACAAGCCCAGAGCUGUGUUGACGAAAACAAACCCAUCAGCCUAGUCUCUUCCUGUGUCUUACAUUCCUCGCCAAGAGAAACUUGCCUUGGCUGAAAACUAUCUCUCAGUGCAGACUUGUUGCUGCUGAUGACUUUUAUGGAGUCCUUCUACCCCGUGCCAGGCAACACGAGCAGGCUCGGGGCCGUCACUAGUCCACUCCUCGGGUGACACUCUGAGCUCAGGCCCUGCUGACACUCCCAUUUGAUGGCACCACGCAGGUGUGAGUGCACCGUCAUUCCCCUUCGCUCUGGGGUCUCUCGGCUGAAUUUCAGAGCCUGCUUCACAAAUGAAGACCAGAAAAGCCUUUUUUUUUUUUUUUUUUUUUUUUUUUUUAAUUAUACUUACUGGGUUAGUUGUUGAAAUUACAAGACCAAUACCUACUCUUUAAAAAAAUUGUUGAGCAGAGCAGAAGAGUGUAAAUGAAACGUGGAAGUCCCAUUCUCUAUAAUUUUACCAUUAAGUUUAGUGGUGUCUUGUACAAGUUUAAAAAACAUUGAAAUACAUGUGUGUGUGUGUGUGUGUGUGUGGAUGUAGACAGUAUGUACAUACACAUAACAUUUAGCAUUCUGUGAGGGCCUUUCAAGUAUUUUUGUGUUAGUCGUUUGUAUCUGAUUCACUAUUUUAUUUUUAACCUUUUUUUAGUUUUUAAAUGUUUGUAUUUGAGAGAGAGCACUAGUAAAGGAGGGGCAGAGAGAGAGGGAGACACAGAAUCAGAAGAAGGCUGAAGGCUCUGAACUGUCAGCACAGAGCCCUAUAAGGGGCUCAGACUCACAAGCCGUGAGAUCGUGACCUGAACCAAAGUCAGUUGCUUAACCUACUGAGCCACCCAGGCGCCCCUGAUUCACUGUUUUAAAUACCCAGUUCAUUUUUAGGAUUCUGAGUUAGUAUGAAUUAGAGUAUUUCAUAAACUAACAUUGUUCUAUUUCUUAAGAUAAAAACAGAUGAAUGCCAAUUUCUAACCCAAAUUAUGAUUUUUUUAUACUUUUACUUAGACUGCAUUAUGCUUUUUUUUUUUUAAUCUGUAGGCAGAAAUAACUGGUGUUUUUAUUAGUCUCUACAUUAUCUAAUUUUAACAGGAUUAAGAUCUGAGCAGAACAGUUACAUUAAGAUUUAGUUCUAAUUUUUAAAGACUCAUUUUAGUUUGAAAAGCAAUUCAUAUCUGCAGAGGACUUAACAAAUGAACACCCAGUUGCAGUGCAGCUGCCCUUUGAAAGCAGAGCCCUGGGUGAUUAAGGGCGGGUGAGGGUGGCGUUAGAACGUUUGUUAGGCGUGCAUGCACGUCCUGGGGCCACUGUGGGCCUGCCUUGUGCGGCAGGAGCCCCGUGCCGUCAGCACAGACCGUCCCAGAGGGACGGCUCUUGUGGCAGAUGGCGGCGUCUGGAGCUGCGCCCAGAGCUGGGAGGAGAGUCUGUCACUGUCCCCUUUGAUUGCCGCUGUCCCUGUGGACAGGUCAUGGACAAGAGCCGCCAGUUCUGACCUUUGCCUUGGGGAGAGGGCCGCUUUGCACAGGGGUGACGAGGUGGACCCACGGCACGUUGUUUCUGGGGAUUUCCGAUCGGAAAGCUGCACUGGUCUGUUCCGCUUGGGCUCGUUGAGUCUCAAUCCACUUGACCUGUCCAUCUCUGUAGACCGUUACCGACUGGGUGGUGCAGUUGUGGUCUGUAGGGUGAGAGGAGGUUCUUGUCUCCAGUUUUUCUUUAGAACGGAUAGCGUUUCCUAACAAAUUAUUGUGUGCUGAUAUUUCAGAGAUAUUAGUUUUUUCUGUCUCUGGCUUUGCCUUUCGCUUGAAGCUCUGUUUUCAACCUUGUGUGACUUGUAAUUUUCAUGAUUUUUCAGGCAUGUUUUCUGGAUGGUUACUAGAUUAGUACGGACAUUCUAAAUAGUAAAAAUUCAAAUUAUAUGUGUUCAUAGAACUAAAAUUCAUUCUUUUUAACAAAUAUAUGUAUUUAAAUAUAUAUAUAUAUAUAAAUAUAUUUUAGAGAAAAAGAGAGUGAAAGUGUGCGUGAGCUGGGUAUCGGGCAGAGGGAAAGAGAGAGACUCCCAAGCAGGCUCCAUGCUCCCGCUUCCGCAACCCUGGGAUGGUGACCUGAGCCAAAAUCAGGAAUGGGAUGCUCGACAGACUGAGCCACCCAGGUGCCUCAAGUUCAUUCUUGGUUAAAGCAUUGAAGAACAAAAACUAAGCUUUGUGUUUUCAUCUCUAUCAUAUGAUAUCAAUAUAACCAUAUGUACUCAAGAGGCAUUAAAGGAGAAGCACAGUGUAACUUAAGAGUAUUUUAUUUAUUGAUUGAUCGAUUGAUUGAUUGAUUGGCUUCUUGCCCAGCGCAGAGCCCAGUGUGGGGCUCGAGGUCACAACCCUGAGAUCAAGACCUCAGCUGAGAUCAGGAGUCGGAUACUUAACCGACUGAGUCACCCAUGUGGCCCUUAAUGGUAAAAAAAAUUUUUUUAAUCUGAUUUUAGAAGCCUGCUAAGAACUGCAUGUUUAUAAAGAUACUUAGUUCCUUAGGUUUGUAGCCAAAGUUCAGCCUAAACAGAGGACCUGUCCUUUGCCUGUGUGUGCUGACUUGCAUGCUGUCUUAGCCACUCGGCAACCAAGAGCAAGGGAGACACUUGGGGUGAUGUAGGGGCGUACUCCUUCCCGCUUGCACAGGACGCUCUUGGCCCUCUGUCUCCUGAGCUUAGAAAGCUGCCCCUUCUGAAGAGGCUUCUCUUAGUAGGGCAGAGGAGGCCCCUCCUGCACUGUGGGGCUCUUACCCAAGCCCCCUCGUGCAAAUCUGCCAGGCGGGACAGCCUGGGGGAGUCCUGCGCUGGGGCUCUGGGCCUGCAGAUGGGGCCCGAUAAGGCCCUAGCAGUCAGCACAGGACACUUUGAGAAGGGAGCAGCCUGGAAGGGACUGGGGAAAUGAGGGCAGUGGAGCCUGGACCGUGUCCCUCUUUGUAGCACAUCUGUUUGCAAAAUGUCGACCUCAAAUUCUUUCCAGGGUUUUCUGAUGUCAUUGAAGACGUUUCCAGUCCUCUUUUUCACCUACUGUUCGUGUGAUUUCCCUUGGGUCUCAGGCUGAGCCUGGUGGGGGCAGGCUUUAAGGUUACGUGUGGACUUGACUUAGUGAUGGAAAUGGAAGCUGGGAACAGCAUUUGGAAAAUGCUUAGCACUUAGGUUUAGUUAUCAGUGGGUCUAGUAUUGGAAUUGCUGCUUUGCUGUCACGCGUUCCUAUCUGCUUCUGGGAGAGGGCUGGCCUCGCAACCUGUUGACUCCGUGCUGGAGCUGUCCGAGCUGCCUGGUCGACUUUGUGUUUUAUUUAGGCUGGGGGUUGAGUGCAUCUUCCACCUCUAGAGUUGCUAACUGAAGAAAAACAAUCUGGUUUUUAUUUUUUUAAACCUUUUUUUUUUUUUUAACGUUUUUUAUUUAUUUUUGAGACAGAGAGAGACAGAGCAUGAACGGGGGAGGGUCAGAGAGAGGGAGACACAGAAUCGGAAACAGGCUCCAGGCUCUGAGCUGUCAGCACAGAGCCUGACGCGGGGCUCGAACUCACGGACCGUGAGAUCAUGACCUGAGCCGAAGUCGGCCGCUUAACCGACUGAGCCACCCAGGCGCCCCAACAAUCUGGUUUUUAAAAGGUUUAAAAUACAGGCUAUCUAACUUUAUUCUACAAAAUACUAAAGCUAAUAUCUGAGUGUUUGUCAUGGUCACUGCCUUACAUGCGUUAUUUCAUUUAAUCCUUUCUGCUUUAGGGGCGCCUGGGUGUCUCAGUCGGUUGGGCGUCCGACUUCGGCUCAGGUCAUGAUCUCACAGUUCGUGGCUUCGAGCGCCGCCGUCGGGCUCUGUGCUGACAGCUCAGAGCCUGGAGCCUGCUUCGGAUUCUGUGUCUCCCUCUCUCUCUGACCCAACCCCAUUUGUGCACUCGCGCGCUCUCUCUCUCUCAAAAAUAAAAAAAAAUUAAAAUCCUUUCCACUUGAUUUCAUUUUCAUCGUGUAAUUAUUUUUAAUGCUCACAUUUCAUGAAGGGAACUGAGGAAUACUUUCAGUGUUCUGGAGCCAUCGUACGAUCUGUUUGAGAGGGAGGGAAAGAAGGAAAGAGCGGGGUCGAUGGAGGGAAGGAGCCAGAUAAGUCUAGUAACAUUAACCAUCACCUCCAGUAAUUCUGUUCUGCAGUGAGCUUGGGAGAGGGCUGGAAUCACCCCUCCCUCUGGAGACUGACCAGUGCUGCCUCCUCGCACGUUCUGCUGUGCAGGAGUUUGACCCUCGUGUGCUUCUCCAGGGAGAAGUGGUUUUCUGGGCUGUGGAGUAAGCAGUGGCAAAAGCACCUCCCUGGGCCACGGGUCUGAUUAAGCCGGGGCCAGACACUGUGUAGAGUUUUAGACUUAGGUGCAUCUCACUGAAAAGCAUGAUGUGAAAUUCACGUGAUUAUAGGAGUGGGUGGGAAAAGGGCCCACUUAGUGGUGAGCGACCACACCCUCACCCUGGUGCCGUCGUAGCCGGGGAGCCGUGAGCAUCCUGGUGUGUCCUCCACCGUCCCCUCCUGUCUUUCCUCCAGAGCCAGGCUGCCGGCUGUUCCUAGAGCCUGGCGUCUGUCCACACUGGCACCCUCUUGAGGGUGUCGUGUUCGGGCAUUUUGUUACGUUUGUAUCUGCCCUCAUCAGACGUUUCACCCAGAGUCAGCCAGCGGGUCUGCUGCUCCCCAGGUUCCCUGUCCCUCUUCUCACCUGUCGGAUUUUUGACACCCUCUGCUGGAAUCCUGUCAUUCCUAGGAUUCCUGCCACAGGCAGUAGCUGUGCAUGGCUCUGGGCUCGAAAUUAUUUCAGCGACAAGAAGUUAAAUUUAUUUGCAAGUUGUGUCAUAAGGCCUCCGUUAAACCUGGCUACAGGUGGGAUGGCUCUCAGCUUUGUCGUCGGGCUCGUCGAGUGGUUCAAAAUGGCGGUAGCUGGUCGUCCACCCCUGUUAGCUUCUGGAAACACCGUUUGUCGCGCAUUAGAAAUUAGUGUAGUUCUUGUAGUGGGAUAAAAACGUGAGAACAUGUAAAUGUAACUUCUCAAGUAAGGCUGUGAGUUCUUGCGUAUGCCCUCGCCAGGGCCCGGAACUGCCCCCCCUGUGCUGAGUCACAGGCUGGAGCCCCUUCGGCCCUCGGUGGCCUCGUCAGGAGGAGAGCCGCCCCUGCUCCCCGCUUGGGGCCUCCCACGUGUCAGCCGCCGCAGUCAGCCAGUGGGGCCGAGCUGGAGCUGGGACCGAGCCCAGAUCUGCAGGCCUCUGCCCCUGUUCUCAGCUGGAUGCUCUCCUGUCUGUGUGUCCUGAUCUCUGAGGUGACUGUUCAAGUACUUGCCUGGGGCGGCGGGGGGGGGGGGGGGGGGGGGGGGUUCUGCCGUUCGUGUUUGCCACACUGAUUUCUGUAAACUUCAGGGAAACGUAAGCCAACCCAAGACAACCGUUCACUGAGGAUGUAUCAGAUACCAACCGUAGCACAGUUGGUGGAAAUUAGUGAUGAUGGUAACUUGACACUGAGGUUUAAUAAUGUCGGUAGAGCAGGUAUUGGAGACUGUUAGGGUGAAAGGUCACUGGGAAUGAAGUUGGAAAGUUUGGGUUUUGUUAAUCAUUGAGUAAGAGGGAAUAAAAAAGUUAGUCCGUUUCCACCCUGGAGAGUGAGAACAACUAUGGGGUAUUUAUAUAAGCGUUUCAUGGUUGCUUAGUAAGUUCCUGGUGCGAGUUGGGGUAGUCAGAAGCCGAGGUUACGCUGCGGGCGUGGCUUGGGAUCCGCACCGGCAGGUGAGCCAGGCAGGUGAGCCACGCUCGGAGGGCUGCGGGGACAAGGCCGCCUGGCUGUGCCCUCCUGCCGCGCCCGAGCCCGGACUCUGGCCUGGACUCCCACGUGGGCCGGAGGCGACUCUAGGAGGUCGGGCGGGGGAACGCGUCGUGGACCGGCCGCUGUAAGUGGCCAGAGGUCAUUUGUCUGUAGCCCGAGGGUUAAGUGCAUGUUUAGAGGGCCAGAUAACGUGUUUGUUCCGUGGGCCAGUAGACCGAGUCCCUGAGAAGCUCUGAAGAGUGUUGAAAAGUUUUUUACAUGCAGGAGUUUUGUGUGUUUGUUGACAUUAGUAGGCACAGUACAAUUUUUAUAACAUAAACAAUGCUUUUUAUUUCUGUGGUUCUUAAUCCUUUAAAGAAUAUUUGGAUUGUUAGAAAAUGGUGUGAAUUGAAGUACUUUUGCUUUGGUUUAUAGGAGACCGUCAUUUACACAUAAGUAUUUUUUGUCCAGGCUGGUCUGUAUUUUUAGUUUUAUCUUCCUUAGAUUUUUCAACAAUGGGUUAUGAUUCACAUUCACUACUAUGAGGUGUGUUUUUUGUUUUGUUUUGUUUUGUUUUUUUAAUUUGGAGGGUGUGUGGGUGUGUGGUGAGUGUGUGUGUGAGAGAGAAUAUUUUUAGCCAGAGGAAAGUUUGAGUCAUUCCAGGGAAAUUUCGAUGACAAUCUGAAAAACAGGGUGCUCAAAAAUGUGUUUUUAAGAUUUUAUUUUUUAUUAUUUAUUAUUUGUUUGAAAGCGGGCUCUGCGCUGACAGCAGAGGGCCUGAUGUGGGGCUCGAAUGCGAUGAACCUCGAGAUCAUGAUCUGAGCUUAAGUCAGUCGCUCAACCGACUGAGCCACCCAGGUGCCCCUUAAGAUUUUACUUUUAAGUAAUCUCUACACCCAGUGUGGGGCUCAAACUUACGGCCCCAAGAUCAAGAGUCGCAUGCUCUACCGACUGGGCCAGUCGGGCGCCCUAAAACUAUUUAAUUAAAAAAAAAAAAGUUCUUUUGGGGAAAAAUAAAAGUGUAAGCAGUGCCUUGAGCUCGUGUGUCGAUCAGCCUGCAGUUUUCUGGUUCUGAGGUGCUUGGAAAGGCAUGAGCAUCUGUGAUAAGUGCCUGACCGGGGACUGAGGAUCCCUUCUAUUUUUUUUUUUAGGUAGUUUGUUUUGUCUUGUUUUGUUUUCCUUUUUCAGGAAUCUCUACGCCCAGCGUGGGACUCAAGCUCACAACCCGGAGAUCAAGAGUCACGUGCUCUUCCACCUGAGCCAGCCAGGUGCCCCAAGAAUCCCAUCUAUUUUGGUCAAUAACAACGAAAACUUACUACAUAAGAAAGAGAACAUCUUGACACCUUUGAGAAUUUAAAAAUACAUUUUGAAAAGGGUCUGAGUCACUUUCUGUAUUCUUCUGAAGGUGCCCCAAUUUUCAUAACUAUAAUAUGAGACCGUGACCAUGGACUUUUCUCGGCUCCACAUGUACACCCCUCCUCAGUGUGCGCCCGAGAACACUGGCUACACGUACGCACUCAGUUCGAGUUAUUCGUCUGAUGCUCUGACUUUUGAGACUGAGCACAGAUUGGACCCUGUGUUCGAUUCUCCAAGAAUGUCCCGCCGCGGUUUGCGCCUGGUCACCACCACCUGCGCCACUGAGGACGGCCAGGCUGGGGACGCUUACUCCUGUGCCAGUAGCACUGCCUCCCUGAAGGACAGAGCGGCCCGAACUGCAAAGCAGCGCAGAAGUGCAAGCAAGCCGGCUUUUAGUGUCCACCACGCCUCCAGGCAGGUCGUGUCCUCGGCCGUGGGCCAGGGCGGCGCCGGCUCGCUGUCAGGUGCGGCCUGUGUGCGGCCUUCUGUGCUGGAUGAGUCUCUGAUCCGUGAGCAAACCAAAGUGGACCACUUCUGGGGUCUUGACGAUGACGGAGAUCUCAAAGGGGGAAAUAAAGCUGCCGCUCAGGGAAAUGGGGAUCUGGCAGCAGAAACUUUCAGGAGCAACGGCUACACCUGCAGAGACUGCAUCCUGCUCUCUGAGCGCAAGGACACGCUCACGGCACGCUCCACUGCCCACGGACUGUCGUCGCGAACAUACUCGAGGGACGAGAGUCAGAAACGCGGUGCCUCUUUCCACACGGAUAGGAUUUUGUGGCUGGCCACGGACGCUUCGUCAUCCCUGUCGUCAUUCUUAGCCCACCUUUUCCGAGUGGUUUUAAUGAAGCUCAAUUAUGAAUCAGGAAAUUACAAAUUGAAAAGUUACGAAUCAAAAGAUCGUGAAUCAAAAAGCUAUAAGUCAAAAAGCCAUGAACCAAAAGCUCUUUCCGGUCACUGUGGGACAGUGGAUGUAGGAGGGCUUCUCAGAGAGGACGGCCGCCUCGGUGUAAACGGGGAGUCCCCGUGCGAUGACUGUGAGGGGAAGAAGCUCCUCGAAACGCACGCAGACAUCCGCUUGCGGUCCUCGAGGCCAGAGAGGGUGGCGGGGGCCCUGUGGCCCGUCUUUUCUUACGCAGGUCACCUCUUGGUACAGAUGCUGCAGAGGAUUGGAGCUUCCGGACGGUUUGUGUCGAAGACACUGUUGUCGCUCCUUUGGUUGGCCGUGGUUGCUCCAGGGAAGGCAGCCUCUGGAAUAUUCUGGUGGCUAGGGAUUGGAUGGUACCAGUUUGUUACUUUGAUUUCUUGGCUGAAUGUGUUUCUUCUUACAAGGUGCCUUCGAAACAUUUGCAAGUUUUUAAUCUUGUUCAUUCCAUUAUUACUUUUACUAGGUGCAGGUCUGUCCCUGUGGGGCCAGGGACACUUCCUGUCAGGCCUUCGUGUGUUCAACUGGACACGUGCGCACGGAACCCAGAGGGCGGACGUCCCUGAGGGCACCUUCACACCUGAAGCCCCUCAUCUGAGCCCGCCGCCAGAGGGCGGCGGCGAGGCUUUCUCCCGGCGUCCGGUGAGCGAGGUGGAAAGGCAGGUGGCCUCGUUGUCUGGGCAGUGUCACGGCCACGACGAGAAGCUCCGAGAGCUGGCAGCUGUGCUUCGGAGACUGCAGGCGCGGGUGGACCAGAUGGACGGAGACGGCGGCGGGACCCUGUCCCCGACUGACUCCGUGACCUUCCGCCGGGAGCACGAAUCGCGAAUCUCAAACCUAGAGGACGUUCUUGGAAAGCUGACACAAAAAUCCGAGGCCAUCCAGAAGGAAUUAGAACAGACCAAGCUGAGAACAGCUAGCAGGCUUGAGGAAGAGCCGCACCUCCUUUCCAUGGUUAAGCAGCUGGAACUGGAGCUGGGUCAUCUGAGAUCAGAAUUGUCCACGUGGCAGCAUUUGAAAACCAGUUGUGAGGAAGUCAGCACGAUACACGGAAAGGUGGACGCCCAAGUCAGAGAAACUAUCAAGCUCAUGUUCUCCGAUGAGCAAGGCGGUGCUCUGGAAUGGCUGCUACAGAAACUGUCUUCCCGGCUCGUCAGCAAGGGUGAUUUGCAGGGUUUGUUGCGGGACUUGGAGCUGCAGGUGCUGGAGAGCGUCACCCGCCACACUUCUGUGACACAGCAGGUCUCCGGCCCUGAGACCGCACCGUCUGCUGCGAAUGAGGCCGGGGCUUCUGGGAUAACGGAAGCGCAAGCGCGUGUCCUUGUGAACAACGCCCUGAAGCUGUAUUCCCAAGAUAAGACCGGCAUGGUGGACUUCGCCCUGGAGUCUGGUGGUGGAAGCAUCCUGAGCACUCGCUGCUCGGAGACGUAUGAGACCAAGACCGCACUGAUCAGCCUCUUCGGGAUCCCGCUCUGGUACUUCUCCCAGUCCCCCCGCGUCGUGAUCCAGCCUGACAUCUAUCCAGGCAACUGCUGGGCAUUCAGGGGCUCCCAGGGGUACCUCGUGGUGAGGCUGUCCAUGGAGAUCCACCCGACCACCUUCACUCUGGAGCACAUACCAAAGACGCUGUCGCCCACGGGCAACAUCACCAGCGCCCCCAAGGACUUCGCGGUCUAUGGACUAGAAAACGAACACCAGGAGGAAGGACGGCUCCUGGGACGGUUUACGUACGAUCAAGACGGGGAGUCCCUCCAGAUGUUCCACGCGCCGAAAAGACCCGAGAGAGCUUUCCAGAUAGUGGAACUUCGGAUUUUCUCUAACUGGGGCCAUCCGGAAUACACGUGUCUGUAUCGGUUCAGAGUCCACGGAGAACCCAUCAAGUAAAGAUCCUGCUGUCGGUUCUUGUACAUCUUGUAUAUACUGGGACAGCCUGAGACACUGGAACCCUUUGUGAACCAGGGCACGUGGAGUAACAGGAUACUGUCGCCCCUAAAUAAACGCCACCGACUGCCACUGGGAGUGGACGCCCUGCUUGCUCUUCUGUCCACAGAAAACACUGCAUGUCGAAUGCGUAGUUUCACCGAGGUCUGCCAGCAACAGCCGACCUCUGUGGAGAUUCCUUUGAAUGUGUGGGUCACAAAGACACAUGUGUUGUUUUGGGGAUUUGUUUUUGAACGUGAAGCUCUUGAUACUUGUAUUUUCUUGACAUCAGGAACAAAGCAAAUGAAAUUAAAAGGUCGAAGUGUUUGAAGCUUU